AUGGCGUACAUGUGCGCCGACAGCGGCAACCUCAUGGCCAUCGCGCAGCAGGUGAUCCAGCAGCAGCAGCAGCAACAGCAGCACCAGAGGCACCACCACCACCACCUGCCGCCGCCGCCGAUGCCGCUCCCGCUCCCGCUCCCGCCGCGCCAGGCGCCGCCGGUGCCGCCGGCCCCGGCCCCCCCGCACGGCCAGAUCCCGGCGGCAUCCCUGCCGUACGGCGGCGGCGCGUGGCCCCAGGCGGACCAUUUCUUCCCUGACGCCUUCGCCGGCACGUCCGCGGCUGACGCGGUGUUCUCCGACCUCGCCGCCGCCGCGGACUUCGACUCCGAUGUGUGGAUGGACAGCCUCAUCGGGGACGCACCGGUCUUCGCGGACUCCGACCUCGAGCGCCUCAUCUUCACCACCCCGCCGCCGCCCGUCCCCUCCCUCCUCGCCUGCUCCCGUACAGCGGCCGCUGACCAAGGGCUCGCGGCCGUGGAGCUCGUCAAGGUGCGCGCUGCCGCCUCCGACGAUGGGGACCCCGCGGAGCGCGUGGCGUUCUACUUCGCGGACGCGCUGGCGCGCCGCCUCGCGUGCGGCGGCGGGGCGCAACCCUCGACGGCAGUGGACGCGCGCUUCGCCUCCGACGAGCUCACGCUCUGCUACAAGACACUCAAUGACGCCUGCCCCUACUCCAAGUUCGCGCACCUGACCGCCAACCAGGCCAUCCUGGAGGCUACGGGCACGGCAACCAAGAUCCAUAUCGUUGACUUCGGGAUCGUGCAGGGUAUCCAAUGGGCGGCGCUGCUCCAGGCGCUCGCCACUCGCCCGGGGGAGAAGCCGUCCCGGGUUCGUAUCUCCGGUGUACCCUCGCCGUACUUGGGGCCAAAGCCUGCGACGUCCCUCGCCGCAACCAGUGCCCGUCUCAGCGACUUCGCCAAACUUCUUGGGGUGGACUUCGAGUUCGUCCCAUUGCUGCGGCCAGUGCACGAGCUGGAUCGGUCGGAUUUCUCGGUUGAGCCUGACGAGACCGUAGCUGUCAAUUUCAUGCUCCAGUUGUACCACCUUCUUGGCGACUCCGAUGAGCCCGUGCGACGACUCCUCCGGCUGGUUAAGUCACUGGAUCCAUCAGUGGUUACCCUUGGGGAGUAUGAGGUCAGUCUGAACCGAGCUGGGUUCGUCGACCGGUUUGCCAAUGCACUGUUGUAUUACAAGCCAGUGUUCGAGUCACUGGAUGUGGCGAUGCCACGGGACUCACCGGAGAGGGUGAGGGUGGAGCGAUGCAUGUUUGGGGAGCGCAUUCGAAGAGCCAUUGGGCCAGAGGAGGGUGAAGAGAGGACUGAUAGGAUGGCGGCUAGUAGGGAGUGGCAGACACUAAUGGAGUGGUGUGGCUUUGAGCCUGUCAAGUUCAGCAACUAUGCCAUGAGCCAGGCUGAUCUUUUACUUUGGAAUUAUGAUUCAAAGUACAAGUAUUCACUUGUUGAGCUGCCACCAGCGUUCUUAUCUCUGGCUUGGGAGAAGCGGCCGCUGCUCACCGUGUCUGCUUGGCGGUGA
This is a messenger RNA of Miscanthus lutarioriparius, 1536 nucleotides long. NCBI's taxonomy places the organism in Eukaryota, Viridiplantae, Streptophyta, Magnoliopsida, Poales, Poaceae. The record is from the annotation of a GenBank genome assembly.